Messenger RNA from Amphiprion ocellaris (clown anemonefish), 2260 nucleotides. RefSeq names its product solute carrier family 35 member F1 (gene slc35f1). Gene Ontology annotation, molecular function: transmembrane transporter activity. Bases 601 to 1752 code for a protein of 383 amino acids. The record is from RefSeq and is a predicted model, not a curated record. The transcript is spliced from 8 exons. Gene Ontology annotation, cellular component: membrane. Gene Ontology annotation, biological process: transmembrane transport. NCBI's taxonomy places the organism in Eukaryota, Metazoa, Chordata, Actinopteri, Pomacentridae.
UAAACAUUUACAGAACCUGAAUAAAACACGAUUCUUCUGAGGAACUUGAUAUUUGGUCCCAUUGCUGCCCGCUGAUUGGCUGCCCGGCUGGGUCAGCAGGUGUCAAGGUGUUCCUCCAAUGCUUUCUGCCAUUUUUUGCCUCCGUCCUACUCCGCCCUCCGGAGGAUUGCUGCGGCAGGAUGAUGAAACAAACGCACCUCGGAGCUCCGACCUGCAGACGGAAGCCGAUCCGCCCGUAAAGGACUUUCAUCCGCAGCCCUCCGUCCUCAGGUCCUCUGGGGUCCAGGUGACGAGAAUUCCCGACAUCCGUCUCCAGACAUAUUACAUCUUCAUCCCGGGAGGCUGUGAAAGGACGCCCCCCUGCGGUCCCAGCAGUCCUCUUUGCUACCUGCAGGAGCGGCUGGUUUCUGAUCCUCCAGCUGUGGCUCUGCUCCACAUUGCCGGCCUCUGUCUCCGCUCCGGGUCCCGGUGAACCGCAGCUCGGACAUCGGGAGGCGCCGCAACUUCUCCGCCGCUGAGGUGAGCUCUCUGCCGGCCUCGUCGUCCUCCUCCUCCGCGGAUCCUCCGAGCACAAUGCGCUGAUCUGCGCUCCGUGGAAGGAUGAUUUCUGUGGUGUCCACGGCGGAGAGCGCUCCCACAGGAACCGGCACCCCGGAGCCGAGUCUCUACCGCCGGAUCAGGAGGCUGUUCACCCGGGACCUGCUGGUGUCCCUGGCCCUGGGACAGGUCCUGUCCCUGCUGAUCUGUGCCAUCGGUCUGAGCAGUAAGUUCCUGGCUGAGGACUUCCACGCCAACACUCCGGUGUUCCAGAGCUUCCUGAACUACAUCCUGCUGUUCCUGGUCUACACCACCACGCUGGCUGUCAGGCAAGGUGAAGGGAACCUAUUGGCCAUUCUGAAGCAGCGCUGGUGGAAAUACAUGAUUCUGGGUUUGGUGGACAUCGAGGCAAACUAUCUGGUCCUGACGGCAUAUCAGUACACAACCCUGUCCAGUGUGCAGCUGUUGGACUGUUUCGUCAUCCCGGUCGUCCUGCUGCUGUCCUGGUUCUUUCUCCUGGUGAGGUACAAGGCUGUCCACUUUGUUGGGGCAGGACUGUGCCUGUUGGGAAUCAGCUGCAUGGUGGGAGCUGAUGUCCUUCUGGGUCGGCAGCAAGGUCUUGGAGAACAGAAGCUGUUUGGUGAUCUUCUGGUUCUGGGAGGAGCGACACUGUACGGGAUCUCCAACGUCUGCGAGGAGUUCAUUGUGAAGAACUUGAGCCGUGUGGAAUUCCUCGGCAUGAUGGGACUUUUCGGAUCUUUCUUCAGUGGGAUCCAGCUAGCCAUCAUGGAACACAAGGAGCUGCUGAAGGUACCCUGGGACUGGCAGAUAGGUCUUCUCUACGUUGGUUUCAGUGCCUUCAUGUUCGGCCUGUACAGCUUCAUGCCGGUGGUGAUGAAAAGGACGAGCGCUGCCUCGGUCAACCUCUCUCUGCUCACCGCUGACCUCUACAGCCUCUUCUGUGGCCUCUUUCUGUUUCACUACAAGUUCUCGGGCCUCUAUCUGCUGUCAUUCUUCGUCAUCAUCCUGGGCCUGGUCCUGUACUCCUCCUCGUCCACCUACGUGGCCCAGGACCCGCGGGUUUACAAGCAGUUCAGGAACAGUCGACCAGCUGGCGACCCGAGCCCGCUGAGUCCUGCAAUCCUGGAGCCCUCGGUGACCUACACCAGCCUGAGCCCAGAGUCCGGCGACGAGCUUCCGGUCCAAGUAGCGUGAACCGAUCUGGGAGUUCAUCUCUCAGCCUGGUGGACCAUCGGUCGGCCUCCAGGUUCACAAUUUGAUUGAGAGGAAUAGUGCUGGAGAGACCCAGUCUGCUGAGGGCAGCUGGGAAGUCACCAGUAGGUCCAGGUCUUCAUUUCAUGGCUCGUAUUGAGGGACAUCUUCAUCUCCCACUGACCCAGUUCCAUCAUGUCUGUACCCGAUAAAUGACUGAACAGAAUGUAACUAAAACACAUAGCAGUUUGAGUUCAUUGUGAUCAGAGAUUGUGAGUAGGAAGUAGUGACUUUAAAUGAUCAAUCAUGUAAAUAGAUCGUAUUGUAAUUUCAUUUAAUCUCCUUUUUAUAUCUGUUAGUAAUAUCUCUGCUUAAAACCUGUGUAAAUGCUGAAGGUUCACUUCAUCACUGUAUUCAUUUUCUUUCCUAACAUCUGAUGGAAAUCCAGAGUUUUUAAAUGCGUCUGUAUAAAUUCAGUGGAAGCAUCUGUCAUAAAUGACUCUCAGACUGA